CAAAACAGGAAAUAGGUGUCUUAUAUACAGACGGCUCUAACCUCUCUCCCUACCAUUCUUCUUCCAGCAGAUAAAACACAUACUUCAUCCUGCUCUGAGAACCACAGCAAUGACAUUAUUCCUGGUGUUGCUAUUCCUGGUUGCUGGGCUGCUUCCGUGCUGUCCUGCAGAUGACUAUCAGGACUCAAAGUUUACUGCUAUCUUAACCUCCCGAACAGAAGUGCAAAAGGAGAUCGUAGACAAACACAAUGAACUGAGAAGAGCAGUCUCUCCAUCUGCCAGCAACAUGCUAAAGAUGAAAUGGAGUAGUCAGUCUGCAGCAAAUGCCCAAAAGUGGGCAGACCAGUGCAAGUACCAACACAGUACCGCAGACUUUCGAAGAACCAAUGUAAGCUGUGGUGAGAAUCUCUUUAUGUCAAGCGCCAUCACUUCAUGGUCAGUCGCAAUCCAAAAUUGGGAUGAUGAGAAAAAUGACUUUGUCUUUGCUGUAGGGCCAAAGACUUCCAAUGCAGUGGUUGGACAUUAUACUCAGGUUGUUUGGUACUCUUCUCACCUCGUUGGAUGUGGAGUUGCCUACUGUCCCAAUCAAAAUCCUCUAAAAUUCUUCUUUGUUUGCCAGUAUUGUCCUGCUGGAAAUUCUCUUGCAAGAAUAUAUACCCCUUACCAACAAGGAAAACCUUGUGCCAGUUGCCCUAAAGACUGUGACAAUGGACUAUGCACCAAUGUUUGCAACUAUGAAGAUAAAUAUAGUAACUGUAAAGAUCUGAAGGACAACCUUGGCUGUGGACAUCAACUCGUCAAGGAUAGUUGCAAGGCUGCCUGCAAUUGUGCAAACAAAAUUUAUUAAAUGCUCAAUACACAGUAAAGAGGGCCAUGUGGAGAAAAGCUACAUCGUCUACUUAGGUUUGACAUCUACUUAGAUUUAACAUAUACUAGCAGAGAAAUUGUAGGCACAUUAACUACAAAUUUGAUUCCAAAUAGUAAUGAAUCUUUUUCUUUUGGAUCUGCCUCAUAUUUUACAAAAAUGUCUUUUACACAAACAAUUAAAAAAUAAUAAAAUCUAUGGCAACAAACUUUGCAUUUUUAUAUUUAAAUUUUGUGAUUUAAAUUUGAUGGAUUUGAGGAUUCUGAAAGUUGUAUUCUCAUUUGACUAACACCACUGAAUCCCUGGAUCGCAAGUGAGAACCGUGUUCCUAGGACCAGAUGUACAAAAAGAACAGAAUGCAAUAUCAUUUUCACAUGAACCCUGGGAUACAGUCAUUUUUCCCAGCUUCACUGUCCAGCUAAACAUUUUCAAAGAAAUGUUCACAUAUGCUGUCUUCAUUCCUGCAUGUGCACUCACCCUUCUUCCCACUCAUCUGCCUCCCAUCCUCACGAUUAAGUUGAAACCAUUCUUCCUAAAGAAACUUUCACUUUUAUUUUGCCAAAAUCAAUAAAAACUUUUGGUUCUUUAUCUGCAUAAAUUGUACAAUAGAAUAUGAUCAGGCCUUCAUUUUUAAACCUCUCUUCUCUUGGAAAAAUCUUCCUUUUAAAAAAGUUCAAAAUAAUAAAUGUAAGUACUCUCCCUUUGAGCAGGUAGAAUUCAGUCCCUUUCUGUGUGACUCUGCACUGAAUUUAGUGACUUGCUUCCAAGGAGUAGAAUAUGGGAAAGGAAAAAAACUAACUUUACACUGGAGAAAUAUGGCAAAUGCCAUCUUAACCCAGUGAUCUAAAUUUACAUCACCAGUGAUAAGUCAUGUACUUCGACCUCUAUGUAUUCUUUCUAAAACCUCAUAAUCCCAGACUAAUCAUGAGUUUAAAACUUCAGCAAACUCAAAUGGAGGGAUAUUCUACAAUAUCCCUGAGGUAUUUGAGAGUACUACACAAAAUUGUAAAAAUCAUCAAAUAUAAAAAAAUUCCAAGAAACAGUCACAGGACCACAUAAGAUUAGAGAAACAUGAGAACUAAAUGCAAUGUGGUAUCUUAGGUCAGAUCCUGGAACAGAAAAAGGUCAUUAAUGGAAAAACUGGUGAAAUCUGAAUAUAGUCUGGAGUGUUUUUCAUAGCAGCAUUGAUUUCUUAAUCUUGAAAAUUGUACCAGGGGAUUAUAAAAGGAUAAGUUAGGGAAACUGAAACUGAGUGAGGAGUAUAUGGGAAUUCUCUAUACUCUCUUAGCAAAUUUUCUGUAAAUCUAAAA
Messenger RNA from Lemur catta (Ring-tailed lemur), 2175 nucleotides. RefSeq names its product cysteine-rich secretory protein 3-like. The record is from RefSeq and is a predicted model, not a curated record. Bases 110 to 847 code for a protein of 245 amino acids. Lineage: Eukaryota; Metazoa; Chordata; Mammalia; Primates; Lemuridae. Gene Ontology annotation, cellular component: extracellular region. The transcript has 8 exons.